This is a messenger RNA of Exophiala xenobiotica, 456 nucleotides long. RefSeq lists its product as uncharacterized. The coding region runs from base 1 to 456 and encodes 151 amino acids. Lineage: Eukaryota; Fungi; Ascomycota; Eurotiomycetes; Chaetothyriales; Herpotrichiellaceae. The record is from RefSeq and is a predicted model, not a curated record. The transcript has a single exon.
AUGGACCAGCAAUAUUCCAAACUCCUCAAAACCGCUCACGCUAUCAUAAAGGGCUAUGAGCUUUGGGACAUCGAUGCCAUCAUGGCUCCUCGAGCCUCAAACUGCACGUACUACACCUUGCCAACGUCUCUCAACCGGCCGAAAAUGAACAACGAGGAAUACCGACAAUACUACACUGGCAUGGUCAUGCCUUAUCUAAAGGAUUUUCGGGUCACCAUCUUCGAUACAUGUGUCGACGCCAAAACGAACCAAGUCGUUCUUUACGCGAAAAGCAACGCCGAGACAGUCGUAGGCGCCUACGAGGCCGAGCAGACAGUCAUGCUGAAAAUGACCGAGGAUGGAGAAAAGGUCUGGGAGGUCAAGGAAUUCUUUGAUAGUGCCCAGAUACAAAGCGUCUUCGUCGAGCUUGCCAAAUACAUCGAGAAUGGAGGAAAGCCUAUCAAUGAGACAACGUAA